AGAAAAAAAAUAUUGAUCAUUUAUAGCGAAUAGAAACAUUUAAAAAUCAAAACCUAUUAAUCAUUUAAUUUUCCGAACAAUCUAUUUAACAAUAUUUCCCGUUUAAACAAAAAUCAGCUUUUCCCUCAUGACACGCAGAAUAGUAUUGAUAUACAGAAUGGUAGAUUCAUUAUUUUCUUCUAUUACAGAUUUAUUAUUACUAGUGAUUGCCGUUUUGGCGGUGACGAGGAACACUUUUGCCGAAAUACACGGAAUCCUAACAAAAUGUCCAGAAUCUUCGUGCAAUAUCGUACAGCUCGCUCACGAACACGAUUGUACCAAGUUUUACGAGUGUUUCAAUGGGCAGAGACAAGUCACGGAUUGCCCAGAAUUUGCCCCGAGACAAAAGCUACAUUUCGACCCUGAACUUCAAAAUUGUACUUUCCCCUGGGAGGCAAAUUGCGCGUCAAGAGCACCGGAUUGUUCAAAGGAAGAAUUCAUACAACCUCAUCCCUCCAACUGCAGAUUAUAUUACAAAUGCGAGAACGGGAAAAAAGUCUUAAAAACGUGUGACGAGGGACAGCUGUUUAAUUUUGACACUUUAGAAUGCGUAGACAAAAAUACCACCAAGUGUAAAGUUUAUGAUUCAUGUCCAACGGGUAAAUUGCUGGAGACUGUACUUCUGCCACACGAAUGUAAUUACAAAUACAAAUCUCUGUAUUACGAAUGUGUCGAUGGGCAAUACGUUGAAAGACAUUGCGCGUCAGGUCAAGUGUUCAAUAAUAGACGCAGACAAUGCGUGUCUGACGUCUAUUGUCCUGAGAACGGUACUAGAUAUAUUCCUGACAAGACGGAUUGCACUAUGUAUUACGAAUGUGUGAAUGGUGUUAAAACACAGAAAACGUGCGAAGAUGGAUUAUCUUUCAACGAAAUGAAAGGUAUGUGUACUUGGCCACCAAGUAGCGAAUGUUCUUUGAACUUCUUCAAACAAACCGUGCUGGCUACGUCUUUUCUACCUGACGCAAUCAAGGAAAAUAUCAUGCUGAAAUGUCCAGCGAAUGGAAAUGCGUUCGUACCUCACGAACGCUCUUGCACCAAAUAUUACGCCUGCGUGAAUGGGCGUCAGUUUACUGAAAAUUGUCCGGACGGUAUGAUAUACGACUAUAUUAGAAAAGUUUGCGAUGCUCCGUAUGCUGCCGUAUGUAAAAAUGAAAUGACCCAUUAUGAGAUUCGAUUGCGAGGUAUAGAUUCAAAUUGUCAUUAUUCGAACGAUUGUCCAAAAUAUGGUAGUAAACGCCUUAAACAUGAAAAAGAUUGUAAGUUGUAUUACGAUUGUGUAAAUGGCUACAAAUGUCUUCGAUCGUGUCUUCCAGAAUACGUCUUCAAUCCAUUAAUCGAAUCGUGUGAUAUACCAAAGAAUAAUCCUAAUUGCCUUACUUCAGACGGCUCUGAUCCAUCAGAAGACGAGUGUCAUUGUGGUUGUAAGAAUUGGAUUCGUCGUUUCCCUAAUCCCAAAAAUUGUUCUCUAUAUUAUGAGUGUGAAAAUGGUAAGAAAGUGUCAAAGGAAUGCGCUCCGAAUCUUCAAUACAAUCGUGACAGUCAGAGUUGUACCUAUCCAAAAGAUGCAAAAUGCACCGUCCCUGGUUGCGAAGAAGGAAAGGUUUAUCAUCAUGAGUAUGAAUGUAAUAAAUAUUACGUAUGUCGACACGGUCAGAAAGAACUGCAGUACUGUCCAUCUGGGCAAGAAUUUGAUUGGAUAGAUUUGAAAUGCAAGCCAUCAGGCAGGGUUCGCUGUUAUCCCGAAGGGAUUGUGAAUGGCUGCGAAGGCAAAUGUUCGUCAACCGAUACCACGUUGCCCCACGAAGAUUGCCGCAAGUAUUGUAAAUGCGAAAAUGGAAACUCCAAGGUUGAAAAUUGUCCUAACAAACAGUUUUAUGAUCGGGAAACACACAAAUGCGAGUGGCCAGAAAAUCUGCGAAACGCGUUGUGCGAACCUUUCCCGUGCUGGCUUAAUUCUACGGGAAUCAAUAUUCCUCAUAAAUGUCAGUGUAACAAAUACUACAGAUGCAAAAACGGAAUGAAAUAUCUUGUAUUCUGCAAGGACGGAAAAUACUUUGACUAUGAAGAAGAAAGAUGCGUUGAUAGUGCAGAAGCUCACUGCUACGCGAAUAGCCCAUGCGAUGUUGGGGGAUGCGCCGAAAUCUAUUUGACUCACAACAAUAACUUCGUUCACAAAAAUUGCACAAAAUACUGUAGGUGAGAGGGUACGAACGUGAUUCUCGGGCAAAGACCUCCCGGAGAUUUGUAUUACGAUAAAAUAUUUAGAGAAUGUACUUGACCAGAAUAUGUAAAUUUACUGUCGGACUGCAUACCGUUUGAUUGUACCAGUAAUGCUGAUAGUAUAAUGCCUCAUGAAUGUGAAUGUACAGUUUACUAUAAAUGUGAAAAAGGGUCAAAAUAUCGUGAGAUAACGCAACGAUGCAUUUUGCUUUGAUUAUGUACUCGGAAAGUGUACGAAUGAGGAUCCUCGUUGUUAUCAUAAAUAUUCGAACGCGACCGAUCAACACGUAGG
Bombus pascuorum is the source of this 2551-nucleotide messenger RNA. Its product is annotated as balbiani ring protein 3-like. NCBI's taxonomy places the organism in Eukaryota, Metazoa, Arthropoda, Insecta, Hymenoptera, Apidae. Gene Ontology annotation, cellular component: extracellular region. Gene Ontology annotation, molecular function: chitin binding. The record is from RefSeq and is a predicted model, not a curated record. The coding region runs from base 128 to 2239 and encodes 703 amino acids. The transcript has a single exon.